Molecule: messenger RNA, 1325 nt
Organism: Emiliania huxleyi CCMP1516
Lineage: Eukaryota; Haptophyta; Isochrysidales; Noelaerhabdaceae
Exons: 7
Coding region: 18-1325 (435 amino acids)
Source: RefSeq, a predicted model, not a curated record
CUUGUGCGCAUUGCCACAUGCACGUGUCGUUGCGUCGGUUCAUCCUCGGCGUCGCAGCUUUGCUCAUCGCCGCUGCAGCCGUGCAACGAUUUAGCCUGCUAGCAGCGACGCCCCCGUCCGUCACUCCGCGCCCAACUCCCGGGAGCAGCCGCCCGCCGUCUGGCCACGGUAGGCGGAGGUGGCAGCCGAUAGCUUCUCCGCCGCCGCCGAAGGCGGGUGCACCUCAGGCCGAGGGUACGGCCGCCGAAUGCGCGAAAAUGCGCUUGGAGCAUUUGGUGGUGGUCGGCGUAGCAUGGGGCACGCUCUCAGCGGCAAAGCAAAUGCGCUGGACGCGGCUCGGGUGCGAUAUGCUGCUGCAGAGCCCGUUCGAGGCCGACGUGGCGGCCACCGGCGCCGUCAGCGAGGUCUUCCUGCAGCGGUACCGGAGCAACCACCGCACGGCGCUCGCGGGCCGAGAGGCAGCCCGGAGGAUACCCCGUCCUACAAACCGGAGCGCGAUUGUGGUGGCGGUGGCGGCGAGCGCGGCCAACCGCGGUCUAUGGCGAGUGCGACGAGCCGCGGCUUCUCACCGAGCGGGUUGGACGACCUCUCUCUCUUCCGCCUCCUCCUCCCCUCGCUCGUUCGGACCGUCCGCCGGCCCGCUGCCGCGCCACCGGCUGUCCGCCGCGGCGUGGCGGCUGCGGCGGCAGCUGGAGCUGCGCGUGUACAUAGCGUACGACGUGGGCGACGCCUUCUUCGACUCGCGCGCCACCGAGGCGGCGGCGCGGGUUUGGCUUGAGGCGCGGCUUGUCGCCCCACUGCGCGCAGCGGGCAUCGCCACGCGCCACGCGCUGCUGCGCUUCCCAAACCCGCUGCGCAAGCCGGGCCCCGUCUUCAACUUUAUGAUGGCCGCCGCCGCUGAGGACGGCGCAGAAUACCUCUACCGGGUCAACGACGACACAGAGUUUGUGGACCCGUGGGUGGAGCCGGCGAUCCGUUCGCUCCGCUCCUACUCGCCUCCGAACGUUGGCGUGGUGGGGCCGGUGUGUGCAGAGGGCAACGCAAAGAUCCUGACGCACGACUUGGUGCACCGUCACCACUUGUCCAUCUUUGAGUUCUACUACCCGCCCGUACUCAGCGAUUGGUGGAUGGACGACUGGAUCACCCAUGUGUACGGCACCCGCCGUUUCACCAAGGGGCCCUUCUCCGUGCGGCACCACACCGGAGCGCACGGCCAGCGCUACGCGGUGGACAAUGCUCACAAGGCGGCGCUACGCGGCGAGCUGCAGCGAGGCCGCCAGCGGAUCGAGGCGUGGGUCCGCAGCAGCGCAGCCGUGGGACGGUGA